GUUUCUUCCUCCCCGCGACCGCAAAAAUGGCCGACUAUGACCUCUCGAAAACAAUUAUCCCUUUUCUCGACCGUCAUCUCGCUUUCCCCCUGUUGGCGCAUUUAGCAGAAACUGGAAUCUUUCCUGAGAACGAGGUUCAAAUCGCUCAAUAUGAGCUUGCCAGUGGGACAAACAUGUUUGACUAUGCUGCUUCCUUGUUCAGGCAAAUCUAUUCUAAUCAGGAGGUUCCGAAAGAAUUCGACGAGAAGCGACAAAAUGUAGUCUCCAUGCAUGAGACGCUUCAACAAGAAGCACAAGCCGUACUCGACGUUAUAGAAAACCUAGACGUGGCGCAGUCUUUACGACAAGAUAAGAACCAAAAUCUCCACUACCUGAAGGAGCACUACAAUCUCACUCUUGAGCAAAUUACGGCACUUUACAACUUUGGAAAAUUUCAGUAUUCGUACGGAAAUUAUAGCGGAGCUGCUGACUACCUCUACCAUUUCCGAGUUCUGUCGACCGAUGCAGAUUUGAAUCUUUCGGCACAUUGGGGCAAGCUUGCUUGUGAUAUUCUCGCUGGGAAAUGGGACACAGCUCUUGAAGAAUUGAAUACUUUACGUGAAACUAUUGAUUCGCGAACUCCAUCUUCACUUGUUCCUUCGGGGAACGGCUCUCAAGCCGUCGAUCCGGCUCUUAACCAACUUCAUUCGAGGACAUGGCUCGUACACUGGUCCCUGUUUGUCUACUUCAAUCAUCCCCAGGGGCGCGCCCUCCUACUCGAAACCUUUCUUUCCCCGACCUAUCUCAAUACUAUUCAAACCUCGUGUCCGUGGAUAUUGCGCUACCUCGCGGCAGCAGCAGUCAUUUCGACUCCUACACCCUCAUCUACCAAUUCUAUUCCACUCUCCUCACGCGUAAAAAAUGCCGUUCGGGAUGUCGUGAAAGUCAUCCAACUGGAGGGAUCUCAAUACUUCGAUCCCGUGACGGAGUUCCUGAUGCAGCUUCAUGUCGAAUUUGAUUUCGAGGCUGCCCAGAAGGCACUUAGGAAAGCAGAAAAGGUCGUAUCAGAUGACUUCUUCUUGGGAGAGUUCCGAGAAGAGUUUCUAGAAAGUGCAAGGUGUCUUGUAAGCGAGGCAUAUUGCAGGAUUCAUCAAAGAAUCGACAUCGGCGACCUAUCUGAGCGGCUCAACCUCCCUCGAGACGAAGGCGAGAAGUGGAUCGUGAACUUGAUUCGUGAGACGAGGAUGGGACAAGAUGCUAAGAUUGAUCUAGAAAAGAAUUUGAUUCAAAUAUCGAGACCACCUCAGCCGAUAUAUCAAUCAGUCAUCGAAAAAACUCGGGGUCUCGCAAUUCGUACGCAAGCCUUGGGAGCUGCUGUGGCGAGACCCGGAAUCAUGUCAACGAAUGCGAACACGACAACCACCGUUAGCUAGGUUUAUGUAUGUAUGAGCAAGCGGUUUUCUAGCUGACGAAAAUCAUGAAGUAUAAUUCAGAAUUUCAUGGACUUUGUGGCUCGUCAGAAACCAUGCACAUAACUGAAGGCGGAACCACACACGACAGGGAGAAACAAGCAGCGGCUGUAAACGUUUGAUACGGCUUAGAAUGGUUAUGCGGCCAAAUUUGAGCCUCAGGAAUGACGUACUACCACAAAGGAGAGAACGACAUUCUGCGCCAAUUCUGCAGUCACUAUUAUACAAAAAUCAGAUGUACACCUCUUGAUCUGGUUUCCGACCGCAAGCACUUGGGGGCUAAGGGGAAAAGUAUGCGCCGAAAUACCGCUUCUGUAUCAGUUGAUGUCCAGCUGUUCUGUCAAUUACAAUAUUCUCGAUAGACCCAACCUCCCGGAAUAGAUCAACUCCAAAGGACGCGUUCACCAACCGUCACCGUCUUCCGCCCAGCCGCCUUUGUCUCUAACCCCUGUACUUCCAAGUUUCGUCUUUGACCGGGCCUUCCUUCCGCCGAGUUCUUUGUACAUCGCACGCAUCUCUAGCUUCCCGGGAGACGCCGCUACUUCCGCCUCUUGCCUCCACCUCUCUUCCCGGAUCUCUCUGGGGGUUUGGUAGCCCGAAUUGUAGGAUGGGGAAACGUAUCCCGAUCGGGAGCCACGGGAAUAGCUUGUGAGGCUAGAAGUAUAUGAGGACAAGAAAAGAGGCUUUCGAUUUGCUCGGAACGUACCCAAUUCUGUUUGGAUUCUCGUUUAGUCCAUUUGCCGGGCGGUAAGCUAUCAUCGUGAAAAUUCUCCUUUCUAUAAUGUUGGAACCAUACUAGAGCGACAGAUCGUCAGUCCCGAUAGACAAUUGAUCACCAUGCAGCUUAUUGACUCGCCAUAAUUUAUGGUCUGACUUCUAUUCCACUUCUUCGACACCAAAGCGCAUUUCGCUAGAUCUCUGAUAGGUAGCUUGCUAAAUAUCUCUUGAGACACUUCUGUGGGAAAUGCUUUGAGUAUAUCCCUCGAAGACGACGAUGACAGACGCAAUGGUCCCUUCAAAGGUCGUAGAUGUGCUCCUCCACCACUCUUGGUCGGUGAAGACGGUCUAGUCCGUGCUGGGGUUCCCGGCACUGAUACCUGUGUAAUUCAAUCAAAACAGCUGUGAUUUGUCUCUACUUAGCGACCCACCACAUUGACCCACUCGUCUGAGUCGUCCGAAUCACCAUCGCUCGUAUUGGUAUGACCAUUAGCAGACUUCGUGUGCUGUAAGCUGAUACUGUUCAGCUUCUUCUCUAUCGCAAUUGAAUCUGCGCUUGAGCGUAAUACAUCUUGUAACAAUGUACUCAUCGUGGUGAUAACUUAGUGGGAAGAGAGGGGGAAGAAAUAAACCUAAGUUAUUUCAAGCUCCUUUAAAAGGAAAAUCUGCAAAAUUGCUGACAUGAUCAUGACAUCACGGGGAUUUUACACGCCAGUAAAAAGUUGCCAUACACCCUUUGCAUAUGAAACCACUUCGUCUGCACCCAAUUUACUCUCACCGAACAAUCUGUCCACAAAGGUGAUGGGAACCUCCCCAACAGUAUAGCCCAAAGCCUUCGCUCGAACCAUCAUUUCCAUUUGAAAAACAUAACCUUUCGAUUGAGUUACCGUUAUGAUGUGUCGAAGAACAGAGACUCGAUAUAGCCUGAAACGGAGAGGGAGAUAUAUCAGUCGAUACGAACGGUAAAGGAAGCGAAGUAAAAAAUUCUCUGAUAAAUCAUUGCUGCUCACCGGAAACUUCCCGUCAAAUCGCUGACGCCAGGAUUCAGGACGGUCAUAGCCAAGAAGUUAGCACCUCGAGAUAUUAACUUCCGCUUCAAAUCCCAGCCAUGAACGCCUCCUGGCGUCGCAUCAGUAAGGUAAGGUUUGGACGUGGAUCGGUACCGUGUGCCGGUCACAAUAUCAAGAUUGUGGGCCUUU
Messenger RNA from Marasmius oreades (fairy-ring Marasmius), 3364 nucleotides. RefSeq lists its product as uncharacterized. Gene Ontology annotation, cellular component: eukaryotic translation initiation factor 3 complex; nucleus; cytoplasm. The coding region runs from base 27 to 1412 and encodes 461 amino acids. Gene Ontology annotation, biological process: translational initiation. Lineage: Eukaryota; Fungi; Basidiomycota; Agaricomycetes; Agaricales; Marasmiaceae. Gene Ontology annotation, molecular function: translation initiation factor activity. The transcript is spliced from 6 exons. The record is from RefSeq and is a predicted model, not a curated record.